CCCGCAGCUACAGGUUGAUUCAUUCAGUCCGUUAACGGGUCGUCAUGGGCCGCACGCGCGAGCCCGUUCCUCUGCCCUGAAGCGGACUAAUUCCGUCAGAGACCUUAGCUGUCCGUCAGGACUAGAGCUUUACGGGAUUUUUUUCCUCCAAUCUUCGUUGUUUUCUGCCGCGAGACUUGAGUUUUUAUGAGACCUUUCAGUCAGAAGUAACGGUCCGGGACCGUUGGCACCGGCUUCACGCGCCCCGUUCGCCCCCCGAUGAAGCUGAGCGCCGCACGCGGGAGGAAGCGCUUUAAGGGCAGCAGCUUGUCGGACGUUCGCUAGAGAGCGGCGGGAAUGCCCGCUGGAGGCGAGCCCGGCCGUGUCGGCGCUUCCGCGGUGUGACGACGGCAGACAUGAUCCCGGAGGAGAGAAACAAACAAACGCUCAACUUCCCGGUGGGUUUGCUGCUCCGCUCCCCGAAGAGGCGGCUGGCCAAGCUGGGGAGGAAGCCCAGCAAUGGAUCGGUGCAGUCCAACAAGUCCGACAACACGGUCCGCUCCACCGAGAGCACAGGUGUCCGGCAGCCGGCCAAAAGCAAAAUCCGGCGCCACAACAACAGGUUCUCCACAGUUUUCGGCCACAGUCCCGACCUGAGCCGGGCCCGCGGGGAGGCGAGGGGCAGCGGGAGUCUGACCCAAGACGACCCGGCAGAACUGUCGAGCCAGAGGUCCACGCCGGGGAUCCUGAAGAUCUUCGGCAGCGACAUCUGUCAGGGGACGCACUACAAGAGCGUGCUCGCCACCACGCAGUCCAACGCCAAGCAGCUGGUGAAGGAGGCUCUGGACAGGUACUGUCUGGAAAAAGAAGACCCCCACCACUACGUGCUGUGCGACGUGAUUGGUCAGACGGGGGCCGACGGCCAGUGGAAGAGAGAGUGCUUCAGGGUGGUGGGCGACUCAGAGAAGCCCCUCCUCCUGCAGUCGCUAUGGAAACCCAAAGAAGGUUUCUCCCGGAGGUUCGAGAUCCAGCUGAGGGCAAACGUGGAGGAGCAGAGUCUGCAGGAGCGGGACGCAGUGACAGCAGGUGUCAAUGCUCAGGCCCGAAGGCUGCAGAAGAACCGCAGCAGGGUCACCUCCCUGUUCGUGGACGGCAGCGGGGACGACGUGGACGGGCUCGGCUUCUGGAGGAGCCUGAGCGAGAUGGACCUGUCGGCCAUGACCAGGGAGGCCGGCCGGGCCCAGCAGAGCGCGCUCAGAGAGGAUCCGGAGGCCGAGGCCGACAAGGAGGUGCUGCGGCUCGGCGUGGAGAAGGAGGAGACAGAGAGCAGCGACGACAACACCACCCAGUACUCCAUCCACCCCCCCUUUGAAUUCCCUUACUUCCUGCUGCUGCAGGGCUACAGUCACAGACAGGACUUCAUCAUCUACCUGAUGAGCGGGACCUCCACCAUCUUUGGCUGCUGCAGGGAGCACUGCAACGGCGAAGACGAGGAGCAGCUGAAGGUGGACAUCCUGCUGUUCGCCCCCGACGUGCUGCCGCAGCACUGCUGCGUCCGGCGCCUGGACGCCCAGAGGAGGACCCUGACCAUGCUGAAGCCUCUGCACGGCGCUCCCGUCACCCGGAACGGCUCCCUCCUGAAGGAGGAGGUGGAGCUGAAUCCAGGGGACUUGGUGGGUCUGGGCAAACACUACUUAUUCAUUUUUAAGGACCCCACCAGCACCUCGGCCCCGCUCCACGCUCCUCCCUGGAUGGCCCGACUCUUCCCCGACUCCGACUUAAAGACUUUGUGCUUAUCGUGCGGAUCUUCUGUCGACGCAAAGACGCCCCAGAGGAAGCCAUCGCCCCUUCGCUGGAGAGACCUGGAGGGCAGAGAGGCCGCGCUGAGCUACCAGCUGGAGCACGAGGAGAGAGUCCUGCAGGAGAUCGUGGACAUGGUGGACCCCAGCGGGACGGAACCCAAGCUGACGCCUGCUUUCCUGCUCGGCCUCUGCCUCCAGCACUCAGCCUCCACCUUUCAGCUGACGCACUUCAGGCAGCUGCUGCUGCGCAUCGCCACUCAGAUCCAGCUGGUGGCGUGGGAGAAGACGAAGGAACUGGCAGCAGAGCAGACAGAGACGGCCUCGGAGGACGCGCCGCUCGGCGUGGAGCAGCUGAUCCCCGGUCUGCAGCCGCUGGCGCUCUGGAUGGCCAACUCCAUCGAGCUGCUGCACUUCAUCCAGCACGGCGUGCCGCAGCUGCUGCAGUGGAGGGCGGAGCAGCCGGCUGAAGACCUGCUGGACUCUGAGAUGUCCUCCACACGGGCGGCCUGCGAGGAGGCCAUGACGGUCCUGGAGGAGGUCAUCAUGUUUACCUUCCAGCAGUCGGUGUAUUAUCUAACAAAGAGCAUGUACUCAGCCCUGUUCGGCCUGCUGGACGGGAACCCCUUCUCGGACGGCGGUCAGCUGCGGGUGCCCGGCGGGCUCGGCAGCAUCCUGGAGGUGCUGAAGGAGGCGCUGCAGCUGCUCACGGCCUUCCAGGUGCACGCGGACAUCACCCUCCAGCUCUGCGCGUACCUCUUCUUCUUCAUCAACGCGUCGCUCUUCAACGCCCUCAUGGACAGAGGGUCGGUGGCCAGCUUCUACCAGUGGUCGCGCGGCGUUCAGAUCCGUGCCAACCUGGACCUGCUGAUGGACUGGAUCCAGAGCGUGGGUUUAGGCGACGUGGCCUCCGAGUUCCUCCAGAAGCUCUCUGCGGCGGUGAAUCUGCUGGCCACGCCCAAGGAGACGCUGCUGCAGGCCACCUGGACGUCUCUGCGGGCCGAGUUCGCUGCUCUGAACCCCGCUCAGCUUCACCACAUGCUGAGGGCCUACGGCGCCGGGAAGAGCGCCCCCAGCAGGUGGAGGCCGUCGCCUGAGGAGGAGGAGGACGCGGCCAGUACAGGAGACAUCCUGGAGAGCUUCGACUGCCACCCGCCGCUGGUCCUGCCCAGCAGCUGCUUCCACCUGGAGCUGGGGAAGCCCAUCCUGGAGCCGGCGCUCUUCCAGCAGCUGGCCCGCCUGCAGGAGUUUGCCCAGCGGCUCCGCGGCAGUAAAACCAGCGCUGAGGAAGUUCUGGAGGAGCAGGCUCCCAGCAGGACGGGCGCCGCCGUGAGCGCCGUCAGGAGCCCCGCACACCCGGCUCAGACCCGCGGGCCUCCCGGCGACCUGAGCGGCUGCGAGGCGGUCCUGACCCAGAAGCUGAAGAGCCUGGAGCUGCAGAACACGCUGCCCGAGCGGCCCGACCCGGGCCUCCACAAGAGCCUGGCGCUGGACCCGUCCUGCCUGCUCACCCCACCCAACACCCCCCAGGGGAUGGAGCUGGCCCAGCUGGAGGCGGACCUGCAGGAGGGGGCCCGGCAGCUGAGGACAGGGGCCCAGGACGACCAGGAGGAGGUCUUCAGCGUGGAGAUCCACCGGGGGCCCCACGGGCUGGGGCUGGCGCUCGUCGACGGAAUGAAAACGCCUCUGAGGAUGAGCGGCGUCUACGUGAAGUCCGUGGUUCCAGACUCUCCGGCCGCUCUGAGCCAGAAGCUGAGGACGGGCGACCACAUCCUGGCGGUGAACGGCAUCAGCCUGGUGGGGAUGGACUACAACAGCGGCAGAGAGCUCAUCCGCUCAGCCGGAGACCGUCUCAAGCUGCUCGUCGCCAAGAUGGACUCCAGGUCAAGCUGCAGGUCCUCCAACGCCACUCCAUGCUGAAGGAGGAGGAGCGAGGAGGAGGAGCGAGGAGGAGCAGGAGACGCUCCGAGUCCAGACUGAACAUUUCACACAGACGUGAAAACCAAAGAAAGCUGCAGGACUGAAGCACUACACUUCUCUGAUCACACCUCCCCAGCACUGAGCGGAGGAGGCCCCCCCAAACCUGAGGAGCUGGAAACAAACUGUGGAACGUUUUUCAGUCCCACACUUUCCUCUUUGUGAUAUUUAUGACGCAGUGUUUUGUAACAUAAAGAAUAAAUACGACGUUCAAAGGCGUCUCCUCUCUGACGCUGUGGGAGGAGCUUCAGGCCGAAUCCCCGGCUGCUCUGCGGUUCCCAUGAGCCAGGCACUUUCCACUGACGCAUGCUCGCCCCCCCCCCCCCCCCAGAGGCCCCGGCUGAUAACCUGCUUCAUGACAGUGAAGGUUUGCAGUCGGGCUGCCAUCCCCCGGUGUGCGGCGCCCCCUGACCUCGAUCCUGCCGUCAGACUUUUGGUUCCGCCUGCAGGUCAGAGCCAGAGCGGCCCGGCCCGGCUCGGUGGGUUCUGGAUCGCUGCUUCCAGACCCAACGGUCCACUUUCUGGUUUGAGGAGCCGCUGCGGCGUCUGAAAGCAGAGAAUCACUAACCUGGUAGUUGACCUUCGUCCUGGAGGUUUGACUUUAUCAGGCAAUUCAGAGGGUCAAAAACGACCCGGGUCAAUAAAAGCUGUUAGUAUUUGUAGAGAAAUAAAACUGGAUUUAAAACAUUUC
Messenger RNA from Oryzias latipes (Japanese medaka), 4446 nucleotides. RefSeq names its product Ras association and DIL domains 2a (gene radil2a). Gene Ontology annotation, cellular component: cell-cell junction. Gene Ontology annotation, molecular function: GTPase binding. The record is from RefSeq and is a predicted model, not a curated record. Lineage: Eukaryota; Metazoa; Chordata; Actinopteri; Beloniformes; Adrianichthyidae. Gene Ontology annotation, biological process: signal transduction; angiogenesis; negative regulation of Rho protein signal transduction.